Kogia breviceps (pygmy sperm whale) is the source of this 2198-nucleotide messenger RNA. Lineage: Eukaryota; Metazoa; Chordata; Mammalia; Artiodactyla; Physeteridae. The record is from RefSeq and is a predicted model, not a curated record.
AAAAAGGAGCUCUUGAGAAUUAAAGACUUGAGAGCAGAAAAGAAAAACUAAAUAGCCAGGUAGAAAGAUGAAAAUAAGGUGGGCUGUCAGAAAAUAGGACAAAACGAUGAAGAGUUGGAAAAUAGAAAAAAAUACGAAAAAUUUAGAGCACUGGGUCAGGAGGUUCUACAACCAUAAAAAGGGGUCCGAGAAAGGGAAAUAGAAAAAAAGGACCAAAAUCAUCAUCUGAAUAAUUCAAGAAUUUUUCCAUAAUUGAAGGAUAUGAGCUUCCAGAUUAAAAGAAGUCAGCCAGAUGGAUGAAAGUAGACCCAGGAUAAGGCAUAGAAUUAUGAAAUUGCAAAAACUAAGGGGCAAAGAAAAGCUUUGAGAGAGAGAAAAAUAUUGGCCACAUGGAAAAUAAUCAAGAUCCAAAUGUCUUUGAAUUUAAGCAGUAACUCUACAAGCUAGAAGACAAGGGAAUGAUUUCUUCAGAAUUGUGUGAGACAAUGUUUUCUAACUAAGAAUUCUUACCCAGCAAAACUAUACAUCGAGGAUGGGGAAUAAAUAGUGUGAAGACAUUUUAUACAUGCAGAAUUGCCAAAAACCUUUUCUCCCACGCACUCUUUCUCAGAAAACUGCCGAAGGCUGUAUUUUACCAAGAUAAGGGUGGUAACCAAAAAAAAGGAAAAUAGCCAAUAAAGGAAACAGGAGACUCAUCAAAAGAUAAGAAGGAAGGCUCCAGGAUGGUGAUAAAGAUCUCAGAAGGCUAGCUGUGUACCAGGAGAAGACAGCAUCCAGGCAUUGGAGACAUUUGUUUCUGAGUCAAAGCUGUCUACAAAACCAUGGCUAACACAAGAACAGUACUUGAUGCUGAAGAGUACCCUGACACUGAGGUACAGAAAAGCCGAGUGCUAACUCUGGAAGAAUGGCAAGAAAAGUGGGUGAAUCACAAAAUUGCAUUUCACCAAGAACGAGGACAUCAGCUAUUAAAGAAGCAUUUGGAUACUUUUCUUAAAGGCGAGAAAGAACUGAGAGUAUUUUUUCCUCUUUGUGGAAAAGCAGUUGAGAUGAAAUGGUUUGCAGACCGAGGACACAGUGUAGUUGGCGUGGAAAUCAGUGAACUUGGGAUACGGGAAUUUUUUAUGGAGCAGAAUCUUUCUUACUCAGAAGAACAAAUUAUGGAAAUUCCUGGAGCCAAAGUAUUCAAGAGUUCUUCAGGGAACAUCUCAUUGUACUGUUGCAGUCUUUUUGAUCUUCCCAGCUAUGCAGAUAUAAUGUUGUCCCUAACAAGAACUGGGUUUCAGUACCUCUUGUCUGUUUUUUCUUACGAUCCAACUAAACAUGCAGGUCCACCAUUUUACAUUCCAGAUGCUGAAAUUAAAACAUUGUUUGGUUCAGUGUGUGAUAUUCAUUGUCUGGAGAAGGUUGAUGCUUUUGAAGAACGACAUAAAAGUUGGGGAAUUGACUACAUUAUUGAAAAGUUAUACCUAUUUAUAGAAAAGUAAAUGAGAUGUAAAUAGAUGCAAGUAAUAUCAACAUGUUUUUGAGCAAUUGAAAAUUGUCCUAAGGCAUGAAAAUAUAAUAGAUGACUUUUGGAAAAAAAUCCUUCACAAAUCACAUCACAGAUCUUUGCUCAAAAAUGCUUAUAACUUUUUAGGAAAAAAAAACACGUACUUUGGAAAAGAGAGUGUGAUUGGGGGGAGAAAGAUUAUACCUGUGUGUCUUACUUACAGAUUGAAAGAAUAUUUUACAAUCAGCAUGUAUUACUUGUAUAAUUAAAGAAUGAAAGAGAAAUAUAAUGCAUAUAACUUAAAUAUAAUAGAAACAUUGGCAUUCUUCAUGAAAUUUAGAACCAUUGAGUAAAUGUAACACUUUAAUGGGGUCCAAGGUAAAUGAUAGUGGUCUAAGACAUUACAUAAACAUUAAUUUUUACUAUAAACCCUCAUAUUGUACUCAAUCCUAUCACUCCUUUUCACAUUUUUUCUCCUUAUAUAAUUUUAUGUGUGACAGAAUGAAGUAAUAAACUUUUAAAUUAAUGAAAUUAACCAAUCUAUAUGGAAAAAAUAUUUUUCCCAAACUGUAAAAAGAAAUUAUUUUUAAAAGUUGUUUUCUGUGUUUGGCAGUUUUUUGUUUCUCAUCAUUUAAUCUUGUUUAAAUGAUAAAGUCUUACAAAGUGCAGUGUACUUAGGGCUGGAUUCAUGUCUGUUCAUUAUGAAAGU